AUGAAGACACAAACUAUAAAUGCAAUAGGAGCAUGUGUUGUUAGUGAUUCACCAGAUACAUUUUUUAAUAGUAAUAAUAGUUUAAAAGGAUGUGGUAGGAGUAGUAUUGCUAUAAAUAAUAAUAAUAAUAAUAAUAAUAAUAAUAAUAAUAAUAAUAAUAAUAAUAAUAAUAAUAAUAAUACUACAAGACCAAUUCAAUUAAGUAUAAUAGACGAAAGCGAUAAUGUCUAUAAUAUUGAAAACGAAGAUGAUAAUAAUAGCGCAGGUGAUAUAAUUUUAAAUGAACAUUCUUCUUCUUCCUCUUCCUCUUCCUCUUCCUCUUCUUCACCAUCAUCAUCAAAUAAUCAUUCUAUAGCAGGUACACCAAAUUCAAUGUCACCUUCUUCUUCCUCUUCUUCAUUAUCUUCAUUAACAAAUAAUACAACAUUAAUAAAUAAACUAUCAUCAUCUUCUGAUGGAAAUAAUAAUAAUAAUAAUAAUAAUAGUAAUAGUAAUGAUAAUAAUAAUAAUUCAAUAGAUUUACAUUUUACUACAACGACAACGACAAAUACAUCAUCAAACGACCAAUCAUUAAAUAAUAAUAAUAAUAAUAAUAAUAAUAAUGAAAAUAAUGAUGAAAAUAAUAUACCACCACCACCAUCAUCAUCACCACCAAAAUUUAAUCCAAAAGAUAGACCUAUUUCAUUACCAAAUCAAUCAGGUCCAAUAAAACAUUUUGCACUCGAUAUAGGUGGUACAUUAGCAAAGUUAGUAUAUUUCGUUCAAAAUAAAGAUAAAUCAAAUGUAAAUGAAUUAGGAGGUAAAUUACAUUUUAUAAAGUUUAGAACUGCUGAUAUAGAUGAUUGUUUAAAUUUUAUUAUUGAGAAUAAUUUACAUAUUGAAGAUAGUGGAUUACCAAAAGUUGUAAGAGUAACAGGCGGAGGUGCAUAUAAAUAUGCAGAACUUUUCGAAAAGAGAUUAGGUUGUAAAAUAGUGAAAGAAGAUGAAAUGCAAUGUUUAAUUUGGGGCACAAACUUUUUAUUAAAUAAUAUUAAAAGAGAAUCAUUUACAUAUUCAACAACACCAAAUGCAAUUUCACCAAAAGAAUUUAUUGAUAAAACUGAUAAUCAUUACCCAUAUUUAUUAGUUAAUAUUGGAUCAGGUGUUAGUAUUAUAAAAGUUGAAAGUGAAACUAGUUUUCAAAGAGUUGAUGGUACAAGUUUGGGUGGAGGUACAUUUUGGGGAUUAUGCAGUUUGUUAACUGGUGUAUCAGAUUAUGAUGAAAUGUUAGAGAUGACAAAGAAUGGUCAAUCGAAUCAUGUUGAUUUGGUUGUUGGUGAUAUUUAUGGUACGGAUUAUACAAAGAUUGGGUUAUCUUCUGACACAAUUGCAAGUAGUUUCGGAAAGGUGAUCUAUGAGAAUGAAAAGAAGAAAAUUAGUGGAGAAGAAAAUAUUAAAAAGGAAGAUAUAGCUCAAAGUCUAUUGAAAAUGGUAUCGAAUAAUAUCGGUCAAAUAGCGUAUUUAAAUUCACAACGUUAUGGUUUAAAUAAAAUUUAUUUCGGUGGUUUCUUCAUUAGAGAUCAUCCAAAUACAAUGCAACGUAUUUCAUUUGCCAUUGAUUUUUGGUCAAAAGGUCAAACAAAGGCUAUGUUUUUAGUACACGAUGGUUAUUUAGGUGCACUUGGUUCAUUUUUGGCUCCUGACGAAGACGAUUUAAUUUCAAAUGACGACGAUGACAAUAAUAAUAACAAUAAUAACAAUAAUAAUAAUAAUAUUGAUUCUUCAAGUAGUAAUAAUAAUGAUAAUAGUGGUGAUGUUAAAGUCAAAGGUUCAACAUCUUCAACAAUCGUUAAUCAAUCAAGUUGGUGGAAACGUAAAACUAAUUUCGAAAGUUAUAUUUCAAAAUUAUUUUCACCAAAAACUUCAAACACAACUAUAACUACAACUACAACUACAAAUGUAAAUAGUAACAAUAUCAAUAGUAGUAAUGAAAAUACACUCCAAAAUGUUUUAACAAAAAGUAGUGAUAAUUGCGAAUGUGGUUGUGAUUUUUGUAAUUUCUUGUCAUAUGAAAUUUAA
Molecule: messenger RNA, 2058 nt
Organism: Dictyostelium discoideum AX4
Lineage: Eukaryota; Evosea; Eumycetozoa; Dictyosteliales; Dictyosteliaceae
Product: pantothenate kinase
Exons: 3
Coding region: 1-2058 (685 amino acids)
Biological process (GO): coenzyme A biosynthetic process
Cellular component (GO): cytoplasm
Molecular function (GO): ATP binding; pantothenate kinase activity
Source: RefSeq, a predicted model, not a curated record